This is a messenger RNA of Diatraea saccharalis (sugarcane borer), 1209 nucleotides long. NCBI's taxonomy places the organism in Eukaryota, Metazoa, Arthropoda, Insecta, Lepidoptera, Crambidae. The record is from the annotation of a GenBank genome assembly.
AUGGCGCCAUUGCCUCAAGAGCCUACUAACGCAAUAUCUGAAACGCCCAAGACCUCUCCCGAAGCGGUGGUAAUUUCUGGUAUAUCAGGCCUGCUGCCAGACUGCAAUAGUUAUGUUGAAUUCGCUGACAAGAUGUCUCAAAACAAAUUUACUAAAAAACGAUUUUGCCUAAUGCUAGAUUUGUGUAUGUGAUUAAUACAAAUUCUCUUUUAAUGAUAACUGCUUAAAAAUCCACUUCAUCCCUGGCACUCUGAGAUGGGGCUCGAAGUGUCGGCCAACGCCGGCGUCGCGGUAGUGUCCGUCGUGUGGAGUGGGAAGCCGAGCGCACCUCUAGCGCGCAAACUCUGCCGACUUACAAGAGAUUUUUGUGUUCAGAAAAGAGCAAUUAGAUCAAUUUAUAGUCUUAGGAUUAGGGACUCUUUAAAGGGGAAAUUUAAGGAAAUAGUCAUAAUGACUGUUGCAUCUCAAUACAAGUACGAGAGCUUAAUGUACGUUCGUAAAAAUAUUACUUUGUUUACAAUUUUAACACAAGAAAUAAGAAUAAAUUAACGGUGCCUGUCACUAGUCUCUACAAUAAGGUCAAAAGCAAAAUACAAUAGUUAGAUAUCAUGCAGUUUAAAUCUACUAUUUAAAAGUACGUAUUUAAAAACUGAAAGACCACAUUAUAAGACCAUAGUUUAUUUUCUCUCUAUUUAUAAUGUAUUGAUCUGGUAAUGACGAGGUAUUUGUGAAUGUCAUUACUCCCAUUAGAUAUGGUAGAUUCUUACUCGUUCUUCUUGUCAGCCAAAACACGUCCUGAACGAGUGGAAAAAAAUGUUGGACUGAUCUAAAGUACUUUUUGAAUAAAGAUUAUUUUAACAUUGACUUUGAUCAAAUACAAUAAAGUCCUGUUUUAUUUAGCAAAAUCUGGUGAAUGCCAGUCCUCGUUGGAAGAACUACAAGUAUCCAGAACUACCUGAAAAAUACGGAAGAAUUACCGGGUUGGACAGAUUCGACGCCCAGUUCUUUACCGUGUUUUACAAACUGAGUCAGGCACUCGAACCAACAGCUAAGAAAAUCAUUGAACAUACCUACCAAGCAAUAUACGAUGCAGGAGUUAAUCCGGUUGAACUAUGGGGGAAAAAAGUCGCAGUUUUCGUAUCUUACGGAUAUUGUGAGGAUGAAGAUAUAUCCUGCAAUUCAGAUGUACAGUUUGCGAUCAUAGGGUAA